Molecule: messenger RNA, 1086 nt
Organism: Phycodurus eques (leafy seadragon)
Lineage: Eukaryota; Metazoa; Chordata; Actinopteri; Syngnathiformes; Syngnathidae
Molecular function (GO): protein binding
Source: RefSeq, a predicted model, not a curated record
AUGGGUGUGCUGCGUUGUUUGUGGGUGCUGACGUGUGUUUUUGCUGUGGCCUCGACAACCACUCUGGCUGACACGGACAAUGGUGGCGUUCCCUUGUGGAUCGACCGCUUGUUGGGCGAGCCCAGCGUGAUGAGCCUGCGGGGCCACUUAGAUGCAGGAUGGUACCUGACAACAACCCACAGGCCAAAGUGUGACUGCCCCAUUCAGUGGCCCACCGCACUGUACUGCGACCACAGAGGCAUAGCAGAUGUCCCGCAGCUCCUACCAGCCAGCACGCAGUACCUUUUUCUACAGAACAACAACAUCUCGUCCCUCACUGCCUAGUUUCUGGCAAACAUCACAGGACUACACUUGCUCAUUCUGGACCACAACCGAUUGAAAAGUGACCAGCCGGACCGGGGUAUCCUACAAAACCAGACCCAACUGGCUUACCUUUUUGCCAACCAUAACCACCUGAGCUCAAGACCCAAUAAUCUGCCAACCGGUCUGAAGCAACUCCGGCUGGCCUAUAACCAAAUCAGCAACAUCGGGCCCGAGGCUCUCAAGAACCUGCAUAACUUGACACUUCUGCUUCUGCAAGGAAACAUAUUGAAAACCAUCAAUGAAGGAGAGCUUGGAGGUCUUCUCAAUUUGAAUUUGUUGGACCUCAGUGGCAAUUCCUUCUCAUCAGUUCCCAGACAUUUACCGACCUCUGUGCAGCAGCUCUAUCUGUCCAAUAACUCCCUCACUGGGCUUGAUGAGAACACUUUUGUGGGACACGUCAACCUCAAGUACCUUCGUUUAAGUCACUGCCACUUGCAAAGCCGCAACAUCCGCUCCCGGGCCUUCAACCUCUCCAGCCUAGUGGAACUUGACCUUUCCUAUAACAAGUUUACGAGCAUCACUACAGUCCCCAUCACCCUGCGACACCUCUACCUAGAGGCCAACGAGAUACAAGGCAUGAUGGUGGACCGUCGGGACAGGGAACGUGCAGGAAGCGGUGUGCGUGAGCAGGUGGCAGAGCUUGGCGGCGUGGCUGGAGCGGACCGCGAGACGGGGGCCAUGGAAGGAGCACUGGAGACGACGAAGAAGAACACAAGGAGGUAA